Molecule: messenger RNA, 742 nt
Organism: Penaeus vannamei (Pacific white shrimp)
Lineage: Eukaryota; Metazoa; Arthropoda; Malacostraca; Decapoda; Penaeidae
Product: endocuticle structural glycoprotein SgAbd-2-like
Cellular component (GO): chitin-based extracellular matrix
Molecular function (GO): structural constituent of chitin-based larval cuticle
Source: RefSeq, a predicted model, not a curated record
CUGCAACCGCAAGCACCAUCAUGAAGUUUGCCAUUUUCAUUGCUCUGGCUGCCGUGGCCGCCGCUGCCCCACAGUACGGCUAUCCCACCCCUGCCUCGCGAACACCCGCCCCCACACCCCCUCCCACACCCGCCCCCACACCUGGAUACGAAUACCAGGAGCCUCAACAGACCUACCUGGCGCCCGGCACUCGCGCAGAAGGCGGCGAAGAAGCGCCAGAGGAGCCAAAAGAAGCCGUGCCGAUUCUGAAGGACGAGCGCGUGAAUAACGAAGACGGAAGCUACACCGUCGACGUCGAGACUGGCAACGGCAUCGUCAACUCGGAGGCUGGCUCGAUCAACGGCGAAGGCGGCUUUGUCAAAAGUGGACACUAUUCCUACACCGCCCCUGACGGUUCCGUGAUCGAGGUCAAGUUCAUCGCCGACGAGAACGGCUUCCAGGCGGAGUCCGACGCCCUGCCCGUGGCUCCCGCGUUCCCCCACGAAAUCCCCGACUUCGUCCUCGAGCAGAUCGCCUUCGCCGCUGAGGAGGACGCGCGCAUCGCCGCUGAAGCCGAAGCCGAAGCCAAGGUGAAAGCAGCUGAAGCGCCAUCGAACCUGUACGGACAGCCACAGUAAGAUUAACGAAGACGAACCGAAGAGGAGGAUAAAGGAAUCGAAGGAUUUUACACUCAUAUUUAUUAUGUGUAUGUUGCGUCUGAAGUGAUGCAUGUCUAGAUAUAAAAGAUGCAGUUACCAAACAA